Messenger RNA from Spirodela intermedia, 1098 nucleotides. The record is from the annotation of a GenBank genome assembly. NCBI's taxonomy places the organism in Eukaryota, Viridiplantae, Streptophyta, Magnoliopsida, Alismatales, Araceae.
AUGGAGAACCUUAGCUAUAGGUUAAGGAAUCUCAAACUCCACCUUAAAUGGUGGAACCGACAUAUCUAUGGGAAUGUCCAUACCCAGGUUGAUGCACUGCAAAAAGAGUUAGCAAAAGUUGAAAGACUACUGCAAGCUAGAUAUUCAGAUGCUGCUUGGGAAAGGAGGAGUAGAGUGAGAGACCAACUUGAUGAGGUUGUGCGACAACAGGAGUUAUUCUAUCUCCAAAAAUCACGCAUCCAGUGGUUACAAGAGGGUGAUAGAAACACUCGUUUCUUUCAUACAUCGGUCGCUCACCGCUCACGUUCAGAUUAUACCUCCCUUUUAGAGACAUAUGAUCAGGACCUUUCCCGCAUGCAGGAGGCAGGGGUUGAGUACUUUUGUACUCUCUUAACCUCUCAGCCGAUCAAGAUUUCUGAUGAUAUGCUCACUUUGAUCCCAUCAUUAGCCACUCACCAUGAGAGCUCUCUCACGACGGCCAUACCCACGGGAGAAGAGAUCAAGGAAGUAGUUUUCUCUAUGAGCAGACAUUAUGCACCCGGGCCCGAUGGUUUCCCAGUUGAUUUUUAUGUUUCAUGUUGGGAUAUCGUUGGCACUGAUCUCAUUAAGGCUAUCAAGGAAAUCUUUCGUCAUAAAGUCUUUACACGAAGUUGGAAGACCACCUUCUUUGCACUCAUAUCGAAGGUGACUACCCCAACUUCAUUUAGAGACUUUCGACCUAUUAGUUUAUGUAAUGUGUGUUAUAAAGUUGUAUCUAAGAUCGUUAUACGUAGAUUGAGUAGUUUCUUUGAUAGACUUAUAUCUCCAGAGCAAUGCAGAUUUGUCAAGGGACGGUACAUUCACGAUAACAUCAUGUUAGUACAUGAACUAGCACAGUCUCUUGGCCAUGACUGUCGAGGCUCCAACAUCAUCAUCAAAUUAGACAUGGAGAAGGCCUUUGAUAGGAUAGAGUGGAGUUUCCUCAUUAAGGUUCUUAGAUGCUUUAGGUUCACCGACGACUUCAUUGACUUAGUCGAUGCAUGUGUUAGGGAGAAUCACUUCUCUUUAUUGGUGAAUGGUAGCUCUACACCAUUCUUCACGGCCACGAGAGGUCUAUGA